CGCUGUGCAUCCUCGCUUGUAGCCGCUCGAGUGAUACUCGACGCCGCAACGAUGGCCGGCACUGAGGCGUGGAGCAAACUUCAACAGCACUAUGACGCGGGCAUGAAGACGCAGAAGAUGCGCGACCUGUUCUCCAAGGACAGUGACCGCUUCAAUAGCUUCUCUGCGACGUUCGAGGACGUCCUGCUCGACUACUCCAAGAACAUUGUGACGGAAGAGACGAUGACCCUGCUCAGCAAGCUGAUCGAUGAGGCGCAGGUGAAGGAGAUGGCCAAGGCGAUGUUUGCGGGCGAGAAGAUCAACCUGACCGAGGAUCGGGCAGUGCUGCAUGUCGCGCUCCGGAACCGCGCCAACACGCCGAUUUUGGUGGACGGAGUCGACGUGAUGCCGGAGGUGAACGGCGUGCUCGCCAAGCUCGAGCCGUUCGUCAACAAGGUGCGUUCGGGCGAGUGGAAGGGGCACACCGGCAAGCCCAUCACGGACGUGGUCAACCUGGGCAUCGGCGGGAGCGACCUCGGGCCGGUGAUGGUGACGGAGGCGCUCAAGCCGUACUCGAAGCGCGACCUCAAGGUGCACUUUGUCUCAAACGUGGACGGCACGCACAUCGCCGAGGUCACGAAGGCGCUCGACGCGGAGACGACGCUCUUCCUGAUCGCGUCCAAGACCUUCACGACGCAGGAGACGAUGACCAACGCCAACUCGGCCAAGUCCUGGCUGCUGGCCGAGCUCGGGGGCGACAAGGCCGCCAUCGCGAAGCACUUCGCGGCGCUCUCCACCAACGGCAAGGCGGUGAAGGAGUUCGGCAUCGACGAACAAAACAACAUGUUUGGCUUCUGGGACUGGGUGGGCGGUCGGUACUCGUCCUGGUCGGCGAUCGGAACUUCGAUCGCCCUCUCGAUCGGCUGGGAGAACUUCGUCGCCUUCCUCGAGGGGGCGCACGAGAUGGACAAGCACUUCCUCGAGGCGGACUUCUCACCCGAGAAGGGCUUCAAGAACCUGCCGAUGGUGCUGGCCGCGCUCGGCGUGUGGCGUCUGGUACGGCAACUUCUUCCGCUUACCCUGACAAGAUUCCGAUUUAGCGGUCCAGACGGGUCAUGCUGGAAUAGUGUUCGUCCGACGCGCGACGGCAAGCACGUGGCGGUCGGCACGGGCCCGAUCAUCUGGGGCGAGCCGGGGACCAACGGGCAGGUGCACGCACUCCGCACUACGCACCCUCUCCCGCCCCGCCGCCGGAGAGCUCUUGGAUGCUUUCUGGCGCCGGUCGCGACGCAGAUGCAGAACCCCGACUUCCCCGAGCACCACCCGAUCCUGCUCUCCAACUUCUUCGCGCAGACCGAGGCGCUGAUGAAGGGCAAGACGAAGCCCGAGGUCGAGGCGGAGCUCGAGGGCAAGAUGGACGCCGACGAGAUCAAAAAGCUCGCGCCGCACAAGGUGUUCGAGGGCAACAAGCCGAGCAACUCGAUCUUGUUCGACAAGCUGACGCCGCGCACGCUCGGCUCGCUGAUCGCAAUGUACGAGCACAAGAUCUUUGUGCAGGGCGUCAUCUGGAACAUCAACUCCUUUGACCAGUGGGGCGUGCAGCUCGGCAAGGAGCUCGCAAACAAGAUUCUGCCAGAGCUCAAGUCGGACGAGCAGGUGACGUCGCACGACUGCUCGACAAACGGCCUGAUGAACCACUUCAAGGCGCGCUCGAAGGAGGUCAAGUAGUGCGGUCGGGGCCGAGCAGCCUAGCGGAGACGGCCCGAGGGGGUCGGCCGAUCUUCAGCCCAGGCAGAGGAGGGGAGAGCGAGGCGGCCGCGCGGGGGCGGAGAGGCGGGGCUAGCGGGGCAGAAGGGUGGACCAGAGGGGAGAGCUGCAGGUGGAGGAGGCGGGGUUGCUGGCUCGCCCAUACGUGCCGAAUGGCUGGCGGCCAGCAACCAGGUGCACAGGUCUCGUGUCGACGCGAAGGGGUCGCGAGAGCGGCUGCAGAGCGUGCUGCAGAGCGAAGCAAGGUAAGGUAAGGUAAACUUCUCCAAC
Molecule: messenger RNA, 2016 nt
Organism: Emiliania huxleyi CCMP1516
Lineage: Eukaryota; Haptophyta; Isochrysidales; Noelaerhabdaceae
Gene: G6PI1
Product: glucose-6-phosphate isomerase
Exons: 20
Coding region: 52-1707 (551 amino acids)
Biological process (GO): gluconeogenesis; glucose 6-phosphate metabolic process; glycolytic process
Cellular component (GO): cytosol
Molecular function (GO): monosaccharide binding; carbohydrate derivative binding; glucose-6-phosphate isomerase activity
Source: RefSeq, a predicted model, not a curated record